CCAAUGGCCAUAUGGAUCAUAAAACAUUCCCUGAGGAGCAGUGGAAGCAGCAACUCGAAUCUUUAUUCCCACAACUGACCAAGCGAGGUAUCUUCCGCGCCACGAUGAGGAAAAAGCGCUUUGCAAACGACUUUUGAUUAUCACGCCCGUUGUAUCUCCAGCAGAUCCUUCCCGCGUUCGCGGUCUUGUCUCCGCUCUGGCAGCAGUGAAGGGCACACUCAAGUGGACCGCGGAGGUUUCCACCCUCAUCUCGUCGGCCCUCCGAAGUGUUGUAUGAUCAUGCACGUCCCUGGCUACCCACCACGGUCUCUUCCACAAUCCCCUGCUCUGCAUACAUCACCCACUACUACAUCGCAUAUAUGCAAGUUCCAGCAUCCGGUUCUCGCAUAUCGCCAUCGCCAUUCCGACGCUCAGACAUCCAUUUUCCUCAUCUCGUUCUCGUCCCCAUCUCCAUAUGCUCCGCCAACGAUCACUCAUCCCACGACUGCUACAUUCCCCAUUCAUACACACGCGCUAUCCGCUGGAAUUCCCGCACAAGGUCUCGAUAGCGGCCAGGCGAUCUUGGUCAGGAUUCCACAGAAGAUGUAUAUCCGUCUGGUUCGUCAUCCGCACGGCGAUGCCUGUGACGCUUACUCCACCGGACUAUCCGCACUUCGACGGGUAAUUCGACACGGGCACAGCAGAUCCAUUGAAUACGUCUCCGCCGAGAGUCUCCUGAAGGCGAACUGGCCUGAUAUUUUAUCUCGUGCCACACUACAUCUUCCGUGCUCGUAUGUGCACCCACAUUCGCAAUCUCUACAAACAAUGUCAAGACGCUAUAUCACGCAACGAACCCCGGCGACAUGACAACAUCAGGCGAUGCGAUUUCACGAGCGAACUGACUCUAGCCGGUGGAGACUCAACGGAGUCCGCACGCUCUCCUCCCCUGUGAUCCGCAGGUGCUCAGUCAGCCCAGGAUGACCUCGAACCUCAUCUGCCGCUCGUC
This is a messenger RNA of Laetiporus sulphureus 93-53, 985 nucleotides long. RefSeq lists its product as uncharacterized. The transcript has 2 exons. Bases 274 to 846 code for a protein of 190 amino acids. The record is from RefSeq and is a predicted model, not a curated record. NCBI's taxonomy places the organism in Eukaryota, Fungi, Basidiomycota, Agaricomycetes, Polyporales, Laetiporaceae.